Bombina bombina (fire-bellied toad) is the source of this 3392-nucleotide messenger RNA. RefSeq lists its product as uncharacterized. Bases 101 to 2176 code for a protein of 691 amino acids. Gene Ontology annotation, cellular component: nucleus. The record is from RefSeq and is a predicted model, not a curated record. Lineage: Eukaryota; Metazoa; Chordata; Amphibia; Anura; Bombinatoridae. The transcript is spliced from 4 exons.
UCCAUUCACGCAUGCGCCUUUGCUUUCCUCACGCAGAGCGCGCACACACUGGCGGAAUAUUCCAGUUUGUCAUGGUGAGGGUCUAGUUCCUGCCUCUGACAUGUCUGAGGAAAACCUGCCCCACUGGCGGACAAGCACCAGGUCAGCACAUCGUCAGAAUCAAGAUUCAUCCGACACAGCUGUAUCUGAUGACACCUCUUCUGAUCCUUCUCUGUCUUCUGCUUUACAUAGUAAUAACCCAUCAAACUCUCCAACGCUAGAACCAAAGGUGGAGCUUAAAGAUGAACCUGCUGACUCGGAUGCUGCCUGCAAUGCUUCGGAUGCCCAAAUGUCUCCAUCCACUUCACAAGGGACAUCUGUCCAAGUCAGAGACUCUUUGGGACUUAAUCCUCUAGGUCCAAGUCCAUUCACAGGCAGGAAGAGGAAAGCCAACUUCUCUAAUGAGGAGACAGAUACAUUGGUAAGGGAUGUGGUUAAGCACUUCAGCGCCCUUUAUGGUUCAGAAGCUCUCCGAACAGAAUCCACCCGUAGGAACCAAAGGCGAAGCCAGCUAUGGACCCAGAUCCAGAAGCAUGUUAAUGAACUGGGAUACACGCCCCGCACCAUUGAUGACUUGAAGCACAAGUGGAGGGACCUGCGAUUAGAUGUGAAGAGGAAGAUCACUCAAAAAAAGGCUGCCAAGCCUCCUACUCCUGGAGUGACUCCAAUUAUAGACACCAAGCUCACUCCCCUGGAGGAUCUAGUGGCCUCUACCAUAGGGCACCAUUGCACCUUAGAUGGAGAGCAGGAAGCAAUGUAUAUGGAGCCGAGCGUUCCAAGGCAGUCCAUCUUCUUCACAUGUAGAAGCCCCCCUCCUGUGUCUGAAGUGCGAAACGAAAGGCCUCAAACCACUGCUACCCCCAGGCCAAAUGCUGACAUCUCCGUUAUGCCCCCGCUUGUCAGCACGUCUCCUGCACAAGUAGCUUUUGUUCAGUUGUCUGAUGGUGAUAGUGAAGAACAGGAAAUGGAUACAACGCCAGCAAUCAGUAUUAAACCAUUUCAAGGACCGUGGGCCACCAUUGAAAAGAUGUGCACAAUUGUUCCAACUGCACCAGACACCUUAGCCAUAGGUUCACAGAUUCUUAUUCCUACACAACCAAGUUUGGUGUCUGCGCAACCAGAAAUAAUGACAGUAAAGCAGGAGAUUAUCUCAUCCAAGACUGUCACAGAGGUGCACCGUUGUAAUUCUCAGAAUUCUAUCAUCUCCUCACCUGAGGAUUCACUUGGUAAUUUAACUGGACAGGAUGAAUGGAGCAUCAAUGGUGGCAGCAAAAAUUCAGCUCCAUGUCUGGAACCUGGUAAAGAACCCCUAAAGUUGAAAGUGGAGGAGGAUGAGGUUGAGAGGGCAGAUACUGAUGCCAGAUCUGUCUCUCAAGGACUAGCUCAGUGCAGCUGGCAGGAGGAGAAUCAGGAUGAAUGGGAAAGGCAAACUGGAUCCCCACAUCAGAGUGAGAACGCACAGGAGGACUCAAUCCCAUCCUCAGCCUCACAGGAUGGGGAACCCUCAUCUGCAGAAGACCUCCCCACAAAUGGUGACUACUCCUGUAUGCCAGAUGAGCACAGGGCCCAGUGGAGGACUAAUAUGCAACGGUUGCUAGAGUUGGAGGAACAAUGGGACCGUAUGUACCAUCAUGAGCUAGGUAUAUGGGAGGAAGACCGGGCUCAACAGCAGCAGCAACGAGCGCAGGACAGGGAGCUUCAGCAACAGCUGAUAAGUGUCCUGACAGACAUCAGAGAUGAGCUGCGCCAGCUUAGGCAAGAAAGAGCUGCUGCUCGUCUUAGUCAGCCAGCCCCUACCACUAAUGGUUCCAAUGAAAUCCCUAGUGCCUCUUCUUCUUCCCGCAUUACCUCUUCUUCCCGCAUUACCUCUUCUUCCCUCAUUACCUCUUCUUCCCUCAAUACCUCUUCUUCCCUCAGUACCUCUUCUUCCCUCAAUACCUCUUCUUCCCUCAAUACCUCUUCUUCCCUCAAUACCUCUCAUUCCCUCAAUACGAGCUUACCCACCACACCUUUAAUCUUGAAGAUCACACCACAGCCCAGUACUCAGCCCAGUACACGGCCCAGUACACAGUUGAGGCGCAGAGGGCGUCCACCUCGUACCAUUAGACCAAACACAGAGGCUCCCAAGCAGAGCUGAACUUUAUACAAUUUAACCUCUUCAAUGCCAGAAGUACCCCUUGAACUUUGACAUUGAGUAGGUUAAUCCAUUCUCUUACUAGAAUGAUCUACGUCAUUGUUUAGGUUUUGUUUGCAGCAGUGAGGUUAAUUAAAGAGGAUCUACAUUUUAUAUACAAAAAUUGAAAUUACUGUCUGGUAUCCUGCUAGUUCCUGUUUUGUUUUUGUUUUUUUAAUUCUAUAAACUUUUACUGCCCUAAGCUUUGUAUAUAAAGAAAUGACUGAAAGCUCAGAUAUCUUGAUUUUUUUUUUUAAAUAAAAAAAAACAGUAUCUGUCUUUACCAUUUUGAUAUUCCAAAUACUCUCUUGAAAGCUUGAUCAUAAAGUUCUGAUUUUCUUCACUGGUCUACAACCUCGACCUUUAAAGUCUUGGUAUUAGAAGUCUCACAAUUAAACCAAUAUAUAGAGAUUAGUGAUGUAAUAAAAUGCAGCAAUUCCAUAGGUUAUUUGAAGGGGGCUUGCAGUGUAAGAACUUCAAUGACCCGGUUACUCAUGUAACCUCAAGAAUUCUAGCAUCUGAUAUUAAAUUCUCUAUUUGCCUAACUUAAGAAUUAUCCUGUUUUUAAGCUUCACUUUUAUUUUUCUAUAACAUGUUUUAUAAGAUCAAAUAAGUCCAGAUCCCCAACCCAAAAGUAUGACUCAAGUGCAGGGACUUGGUAAAGAUUUGACAUUUUACUAGCUCAGAGAAUUUCUAACUUUAACCUUAUUUAAAGAGAUUAGAAACAGUGCUUCUUUAGUAAAAAAAAAAAGUUGAGUUCUACUGUCACAUGAUUUUUGCCGCAUAAGUCAUCUACUAAGAAUGGGCAAGAAACUGUCUGGAGCUAUUUUAGGUGUCUCCUAGCAACCACUUCAAAAGUUAAGCUAAUCCUUCCUAUGGGGCUGUGACAGGAAGUAAUAGACCCUACACACAAAGUUACAUGAAAAUGUAAAUUAACUAUUGAAAUGAUUUUAUUACGAUUAAAUAACUUUUUUUGUAAUAUAUAUAUAUAUAUAUAUAUAUCCCUUUAAAUUUAUUCUGCUGUUUAGAGAGACACCCGUAGGUCAGUAAGUUUAAGAGGGUAAUCAGGGAGUGUGUGUGAUGUAUUUAUCCUACCUGUUAAAUGACCUUCACAUUGUCACUCAGUCCAUGACUUGACCUUUUAUUCUUUUCAUGCAAUAAAGAAUUGUUUUCUUAUGAA